This is a messenger RNA of Suillus subaureus, 1505 nucleotides long. RefSeq lists its product as uncharacterized. NCBI's taxonomy places the organism in Eukaryota, Fungi, Basidiomycota, Agaricomycetes, Boletales, Suillaceae. Gene Ontology annotation, molecular function: protein binding. The record is from RefSeq and is a predicted model, not a curated record. The transcript has 5 exons. The coding region runs from base 85 to 1299 and encodes 404 amino acids.
GGUGGUUUUCGGGGUCCUACCACUUACCAGCUGCUACUGAAGUGAUCGAUCAAUCAUCGACUCUCGAGUCUUGCGACUUUCAAAAUGGGUCGAACACGCGCGAAAGCCAAGAAGUCUGUACCUAUUGUGACAAACCCUUCACAAUCAUCGUCAAGCUCAGCAACUCCAGCCAUUCAUGCUCUCCUUGACAAGGCUCAGGAGCUCAUCGUACAGUGCGACUUUCCUUUGGCACGCAAGUUCAUUGAACGUGCUCUUGUGAGGGGAGAUGGGUCAGUGAGCGAAAAAAAUCAAGCGGGGGAGAUGAUGGGUGUCGUGCUCCUCGAAACUGGGGAAGUGGACAAAGCAAGAGAGUUGUUUUUAACAUUGCUCCCGCCACAUCCAACAGCUCCUACACCUCCACCACCUUCAGCGCAUCUUUAUCUUGCACAACUCUCCACGGAUCCAUACACUGCUUUGAAACACUACCAGGCAGCCAUCGACAUUCUUCAGACGCAACUCAAGGGUAAGGCACCUUCGCCCACCCAGGGAGAUGAACAGGACGAAGGAGAGGAUGAGGUGAGAAGUAAUAUCGUGAGGGCUUAUGUUGGAAUGGUCGAGGUAUGGAUGGAUCCUGAGUAUGAUCUUUGUUUUGAUCCUGCUGCAUCGUCAACAUGCGAUUCCCUUCUGGCAAAUGCUCUACAGAUCGAUCCACAUAAUCUUGAGGCUCUGCAAUGCCUUGCUAGUGUCCGCCUCAGUCAAGAAAAAACGGAGGAGGCACUAGCUGCACUUCUCACUUUCCCACCCUCUUCUCUAGAUGCACCUCCUGCACUCAAUCAAGCAUUGGUUGCAGCACUUCCUCUUUCCGUGCGGCUUGCGCGCGCCAAGUUACUCCUGGAGUGUGGUGCUUACCAUGAUGCUCUUGAUGUUUUGGAAAAUGUUCUUGCGUCCGAUGAUUCCUCAGUGGAAGGUUGGUACCUUAUGGGUUGGGGGUGGUGGCUGGUGGCCGAACGCCAGAAGGAGGGGGGUGAAGUAGAAGGCAGUGAAGGGCUGACCUGGGAGGAUUUGGCCAGAGACUCGAGGGACUGCUUAGAAACUUGCCAAAUGGUAAGUCUGCCUCGUUUUUACGUAUCUUGCAAGUCCCGCUGUAAUUUGCACGAGUCACAGUCCGAUCCAGACACGCCUAUAUUAGAACAUGUCCAAGAACUUCUUGGAACCCUUGAUGCACUAGGUAUCAUGUCCUCCCCAGUCCAAGACGAUGAAGAGGGCGACGGGGAUGGUUGGGAGGAUGCCAACGAUGGUGAAGACGUUGAAAUGUCGUAGCACGAGGACACAAAUCGUGGCUCGUGUCCUACCCCAAAAUUGUAUCAUAUCAGUUUACCUGGCGCAAAUACUCCAGUAUUCUCGCUACGAGGAACACAUCUUGUCGACCAUUUACCUUUGCUGGAUUGAGCGAAUAGCUUUAACAGUCACUCAGGCAGCCAUCACGAUCUGUUCAGUCCCACUAAUUGCCAGUGAUUUACGAAGUG